Molecule: messenger RNA, 725 nt
Organism: Pelobates fuscus (common spadefoot toad)
Lineage: Eukaryota; Metazoa; Chordata; Amphibia; Anura; Pelobatidae
Product: lysozyme C, milk isozyme-like
Exons: 4
Coding region: 63-479 (138 amino acids)
Molecular function (GO): lysozyme activity
Source: RefSeq, a predicted model, not a curated record
ACUUCCGAAGGACCUCUCCUUCGCAAAACAGACCGGAGCUCGCUCAACACAAAUCUGUGAUAAUGAAAGUUCUGUGGGUCCUUCUUCUCGCUUCAGCUGCUGAAAGCAUGACAUUGGACAAGUGUACCCUGGCUGAAGAACUGAGGAAUGGGAGUAUUGUUGGCUACAAGCAAUAUACUGUAGAAGAUUAUUUGUGCAUGGCCCUUUAUACUAGCGACCUUGAUACUUCUCUGCACUCAAGUCCCUCGGAGUAUGGCAUUUUCCAAAUCAACAGCUACUGGUGGUGUAAUGACGGAAGGACUGUAGCACGCAAGAACCUGUGUGGAGUUUUGUGCCGAGAUUUCUUGGAUGAUAAUGUAAAAGACGAUAUCAAGUGCCUUAGACGGAUUGUAAGGGAACCAAAUGGAUUAGAGGCUUGGGAUGGAUAUAAGAUGCACUGUAAAGGCAAGGACCUGAGCUAUUUAACCAGUGAAUGUUAACUUCAAAUCUAUGAAAAAUUGGCAAGAAAAUAUACAGAAUUUAAAUGUUUAUCUUUCGCUCAUCUUGUGUAUAUUAUUUUGUUUUUUUUGUUUUAUAAAUCUGUUGUUAUCACCCCGGUCACAAUAUUUCCCAAUAUUUAGAAUGGACAACAAGGAAUAGUUUUGAUUUUGGCUGCAGGUGUGAAAAGUAUACAUUUUUAUGAAAAACAUUAAACCGUUGAAUAAAAUUUUUUAAAUCACCUAUAA